AGACCGACGUGUCCGCGCUGUGCAUCGAUGUGUCGAGGGUGAAAUCGUUGGCCGGAGAACCGCGGAAAUCCAAUUAUCAGAGCCGGAAUACAUCACAGAUAUGGAUAUUGUAGCCAAAAUUUGAUUCUUUGACAGAAGGGUAGAGCAUGUGUGCGCGUGUGUAUGCCCUUAAGACAAACGGUCGGAGGGUAUAUUCGGGUUCUAUGACAAAUUCAUAAUAAUGCAUGGUUGGCUAUCUAAACAGUUUACAGGUAUGCCCAUGGUGUGUGGUUUUGUUGAGUUUUGUUCCAUCAUUCCGUCCUGGCUUUUCCAUGUUAUCACUGAUUGGUCUACGAGGGUGCAGAACACACUACAUAUUGCUUACGAUGCUUAGUUACGUGAGCGGAGUGUAAUAAUGCACACGAUGCCGAUCCCGGUGGAUGGACACCGUUGCUGGUACUGGGCGGUGCCACUUGCUGCCUGGGAUCAGCAUUACCAGCAGGAUAUAACAUAGGCGUCAUGAACAAUCCUGCUCAUCUUAUGCAAUCGUUCUGCAAUGAUAGUAUCUGGGAAAAAUAUAACGUACAGUUGUCCAGCCAUGAGCUCCAGAUACUCUGGUCCGCUAUAGUAUCGGUCUUUCUUAUCGGAGGUGUGUCUGGAUCUUUAAUUGCCAGUUGGCUGAGCGACAGAUUCGGACGGAAAGGCGCGCUGAGCGUUGGAAAUAUUUGCGGGAUCGUAGGAGCUGUUCUGUUCUUGCUCGUACGAACCAUGAACUCGGUCGAGCUUUUUCUAAUUGGCCGAGUGAUCGUUGGACUCUCUGGCGGUCUAGCUACUGCUUUGCUCCCGAUGUACAUGACAGAAAUAGCGCCUUUAAAAUUGAGAGGUGCCGUCGGAGUCUUGUGUCAAUUGGGCAUCACCUGUGGCGUGCUGAUGGGCCAGAUCGCCGGGCUCAACACUGUCUUGGGCACUCCCGAAUCCUGGCACAUAAUGUUAGCAUCUUUCUCACCGCUAUGCCUCAUCGCAUUAUUAUUAACUAUCACUUUGCCAGAAAGUCCAAAGUAUCUGUACAUAAUUAGAGGGGAACAGGGAAAGGCUCUUAAAGAACUUAGUCGUUUGCGCAACAUGGACAUAAUGCUCCUGCAAAACGAGAUUGCUGGCUUGCAAGAGGAACUAGCGGUGAGAUCGACAAGCAAGACGUGGAGCAUUAAGCGCGUGUUGAAAGAGCCGACCGUGAGACUACCUCUAUUCUUAGUGUGCCUCAUGCAAUUUGGUCAGCAACUCAGUGGCAUUAACGCAGUCUUUUACUAUUCGAACACGAUAUUUCUCGGGGCUGGCCUGGGAAUUACCGGUGCUCAAUAUGCGACCCUAGGCACUGGUGUCGCAAACAUCGGGAUGGCAGUUAUCUCCGUGCCGAUAAUGUCAUUAUUCAGCAGAAGAAAAGUAUUCUUCCUGAGUUGUUACUUAUGCAUAGGAUGCCUUAUCGUCCUGCGCAUCUCUAUCGCACUACUCCACAAAGCCUCGUUCAUGCCAUGGGUUUGCACUGUCUCGGUGCUAGCGUACGUUAUAUUUUACGGCAUUGGUCUCGGUCCUAUACCGUUUUUCAUCGGCUCCGAGCUAUUCGACGUCGGUCCUAGACCUGCCGCUAUGUCGUUAGGUAGCGUGUUCAAUUGGGGAGGGAACUUCCUCGUCGGGAUGAUGUUCCCCUUGUUACAGGCUGCGAUCGGCUCGUACGUCUUCCUAAUCUUCGCUGGGGCCAUACUGAUCUUGGUGCAGAUCAAUCAAAUCUACUUGCCUGAAACGCGAGGUCGAAGUACGACGGAUAUAGCGGCAGCCAUGACUCAAGGUUUCAAGGCAAGACCGAAUGCAACACUCUUUGCGUAGAUCAAUUGCUUAACGUAACUCGAUUAAGUACUUUUUAUACGGUUUUUUAACAAAAUCAACAAAUUGUUGUUACACUCGUACGCGAGUGACAUUUCGCGCGUUGCUCACAACCGGUUUCAUACGAUCGAAUGCACGAGUAAUUUAUUCGAGCGAGAUUCAGGUACACCAUGCGAGCGAGUUUUAUACACUAUUGUCUAUUUGUAUAUAUUCCAUCCCGUAAAUAUCGGAAGCAAUGGCGUAGAAUGGUAUCUCGUACACGCGAAGAUGAUUAAAGUAGCGCGGCUAGGAUUUUUACAUUUUAUACAAUAUCACGUACGAUCACUGCCAAUACGUAACAUCAAUUUAUUCGAAGAGUUGCAAUAUUUAAUAUUCAACGUUCUUGAAAAAUCUUACAAAAUUUUCGCUGCGCACAUACAUACCUAUAGUAAAUACAUAUAAUUUAUA
Molecule: messenger RNA, 2304 nt
Organism: Temnothorax curvispinosus
Lineage: Eukaryota; Metazoa; Arthropoda; Insecta; Hymenoptera; Formicidae
Product: solute carrier family 2, facilitated glucose transporter member 1-like
Exons: 8
Coding region: 499-1860 (453 amino acids)
Biological process (GO): monosaccharide transmembrane transport
Cellular component (GO): membrane
Molecular function (GO): hexose transmembrane transporter activity
Source: RefSeq, a predicted model, not a curated record